CUCUUUGAUAUUCCACUAAAAGGGUAUCGUUUAUUCAUUAUCUUACUGUACCAAAGCUAAUGUCUGGCUAUUAAACACCUAUUCUGAUAAAAGACGAACCAUUUCUUGCCCUAGGAAUAAGGAGGAAAGAACAAGAAAAAAAAAAAAGAAGCAGCACAUAGAUAUCUAGGUGCAGCGAUACAUAAAAAAAUGGGGAGAGGAAGGGUAGAAUUGAAGAGAAUUGAGAAUAAAAUAAAUCGACAAGUAACAUUUGCCAAGAGGAGAAAUGGGUUGCUUAAGAAAGCUUACGAGCUAUCUGUUCUUUGCGAUGCAGAGGUUGCUCUUAUCAUUUUCUCUAAUCGUGGCAAGCUUUAUGAGUUCUGCAGUACUUCUAGCAUGGCAAAAACAAUUGAGAAAUACCAGAGAUACAGUUAUGGAGCAUUGGAAACCAAUCAAUCUGCACAAGAUACCCAGAGAUGCUACCAGGAAUAUUUGAAGCUAAAAGCAAACGUGGAGGUCCUGCAGAGCUCACAGAGAAAUCUACUUGGGGAAAAUUUGGGAGAUCUGAGCACAAAAGAUCUUGAGCAGCUUGAAUACCAACUUGAUUCCUCAUUGAAGCAAAUCAGGUCAAGAAAGACACAAUUUAUUGUUAAUCAACUUUCUGAACUUCAAAGGAAGGAAGAAUUAUUGCUGGAAACCAACACUGCUUUAAGGAAGAAGUUGGAGGAAACAAAUGCAGCACUUGAAUCAUCAUGGGAAGGUACAGAUCAAAGCGUUCCAUACAACUGCCAGCCUCCUCACUCAGAGGGUUUUGUUGAUCCUUCGCUGUGCGAUAGUAAUUUGCGAAUUGGUUACAAUGCGGUGGAAACAGAUAAAGUUACUGUUGCAACCACAGGACAAAAUGUUGAUGGAUUUAUUCCAGGGUGGAUGCUUUAAUUUUUUGUUGAAAAAUUAAAGAAAUUGCACUGUAGAAACAAUAAGUGAACAGAAUAAGUAGAGAAGUGUAUAUGAUUGCUCAUAAUUUGGCUUCUUGGGCAAUAUUUAUUAUAGAUGCCUUUAUUUAGUGAUUGGAUAAACUUCCUGUAAUAAUCAAAUUUUAUUGUUCUACUCCAUUUGGUUAAACCAAAGUUUGUACUUGAAUAUUUGUUAUUAUUAUAAAGUUUUUGUAACCAUAUACUUGUAAUUUGUAAA
This is a messenger RNA of Jatropha curcas, 1170 nucleotides long. Its product is annotated as MADS-box protein EJ2. Gene Ontology annotation, biological process: positive regulation of transcription by RNA polymerase II. Gene Ontology annotation, cellular component: nucleus. Gene Ontology annotation, molecular function: DNA-binding transcription factor activity; protein dimerization activity; RNA polymerase II transcription regulatory region sequence-specific DNA binding. The record is from RefSeq and is a predicted model, not a curated record. Lineage: Eukaryota; Viridiplantae; Streptophyta; Magnoliopsida; Malpighiales; Euphorbiaceae.